AUGAUAGCAGCAGAAGAGUUCACCUUUCCCGUGAUUAGCAGCAACGCCACUGACACUGUCAAUCUCACACUUCUGCCGCCUCUCUGGAGAAUCUCCGAUUCCGACGAGACGACCUCCGCCGCCAGACAACGGCGGCCAUUCGCCAGCCAAAUUAUCAAGACCGAUGAUGAGGCGGAGAAGGGCCAAGGAGCAGAGGCAGAAGCGGAAUCGCAGGAGAAGAUGGACCUACUGUGGGAGGAUUUCAACGAGGAAUUGCAGAGUUCCGCCGAUUCUUCCGGUUCCGAAUUCAGUGAAGAAACUAGUCAACAUCAUUGUGAUGAAUUUGAAGAUCUAGAAGAGUGCGCUAACGUGCGCCAGUUAAAACUGAUCCGUGCAAAGCCGAAGAAGAUGGAAUCGCUGGUGAAGGUGAUGAAGAAGCUUUUCUCGCUCAGCAACCAACAAAAGAGCAAUCACCAUUGA
Salvia miltiorrhiza (redroot sage) is the source of this 459-nucleotide messenger RNA. RefSeq lists its product as uncharacterized. The transcript has a single exon. NCBI's taxonomy places the organism in Eukaryota, Viridiplantae, Streptophyta, Magnoliopsida, Lamiales, Lamiaceae. The record is from RefSeq and is a predicted model, not a curated record. The coding region runs from base 1 to 459 and encodes 152 amino acids.